UCCACCAACGGUUUUAGCGAAAGCCUUCUUUCUAAUUCCAAUUCCAUUGGAAUCUGUCGUCCCAAAUCAAUUUUUUCUCUCCCUGUUUCUUCCCGAUCGUCCUCCACCUUCAAACGAGGUUGAUGUGCAAAAGCCCCAUGACGUGAUAUCUCUUGCUUGUGAUGCUGCUACUUUUCAUGGACUGAACAAGUUGAAUUGGCUGCCUUGGCCAGCCAAUCCGACUGCCAACCCUUCUACAUGGGCUGAACUUAUUUAGCUGAAUGAUGCAUCAUCCCCUGCAUCGCCUUGGAACUUUCUCGUGCGGAUUCAAUGGAGAAAAGCGAGCUUACAGAUUCUCUCAACCAGGAGUCCAUUCAUUCCCGCUCUCCUCGGUUCAUCACAUCACAACACGACCCGAAAAUUGCGGGAAAGUUAACGACAUCUGAGAUGACCGAAACAAACGACAUGGAAAUUCCAUCUUCCAAAGCGCUCGAGGAUCAUUCGACAUUGAGAAACACUAACGAUGAUACAAAUCAUAGUAGUGAGUCUUCUGAAAGUGAUGAAGAAAACAAAGUUACUUCUGGGAACAAGAAUGAUAAUUCAGAUCGUAAAAGUGACAGUGAUUCUUCUGAGAGUGAUAAGGAACAUGAUAUCGAUUUUGCCUCAAGACACCCUUUGGAGAAGGAAGCUGAUAUAGUUUCUAAUGAUUUGAAGCAAUCUCCAUUGAUUAGUACUAAGGAGGUGGUCUAUGAAUCUGCUAUGAAGAAUACAAAUGGCGAUAUGGAUCAUAACGGUGUUAGCAAGUCGUUCGAGAGUGAUAACGAACAAGAAGUCAUCAAGAUCAACACAACAAUUGAAGAGUGUCCUAAAAUAGAUGAGGUGGUUUAUGUAUCUGGUAAUAGGAACACAGUAAUCGAUAGUGUAAGUGAGUCCUCCUUCGAGAGCGAUAAGGAACGAGACUCCGAUUUUGCUAUAGGAAAGUUUUUGGAGAAGGAAGUUGAUAUAGUUAAUGAUGAUUUGAAGCAGUCUCCAUUGAUGAACACAGUAGUUGAAGAGUGUUCCAAAACUGAUAUCACUGCCUAUGAAUCUGCUAUUAAGAACAUCAACGAUGAUAUCGACAAUGUUAACGAGUCCUCCGAGAGUAAUAAGGAACAUGAUAUCUCUAUUGGGCAAUCUUUGAAGAAGGAAACAGAUCUAGUUGAAAAUGAUUUGAAGCUGUCUCCAUUGAUUAGCACCAUAGUGGAUCCCUAUGAAUCUGAUAUUAAGAACAUUAAUGAUGAUAUCGACGUUGUUAGCGAGUCGACCGAGAGUGAUCUAGUUACCAAUGAUCUGAAGCAAUCUCUAUUGAUUAGCACAACAAUUGAGAAGUGUCCCAUAGAUGAGGUUGUCUAUGAAUAUGCUGUUAUGAACACUAAUAAUGAUAUGGAUCAUAGAAGCAUUAGCAGGUCUCUUGUGAGUGAUAAGGAACACGUCUUCAACUUUGCUGAACCUGAUAUUGAACAUGUUAAUCAACCAUCCUCGAACGAUGAAGGCCACAAUUAUAGCAUUUCGUAUGACGAUUUACAAGAAGAGUUUGCGUCGGGAUUCGACGUAAUACCGGAGUUUCAUCGGUCAGUCUCAAUGGAAUCAGUAGAAUCAGUUGAUGGAAGCAAUGUAAGUGAGAUCGAAGGCGAAAGUAUUGUGGAUAGAUUAAAACGACAAGUCGAAUACGAUAAGAAAUGCAUUAAUUCAUUGUAUAACGAGUUGGAAGAAGAACGAAGCGCUUCCGAGGUUGCGGUAAGUCAAGCCAUGGCUAUGAUUACAAGGUUACAAGAGGAGAAGGCAACAAUGAACAUGGAUGCUCUUCAUUACUUGAGAAUGAUGGAAGAACAAGCAGAAUAUGAUGUAGAAGCUAUAGAGAAAGCAAACGAACUCUUGAACGAAAAGGAUCGAGACAUCCAAGAGUUAGAAGCCGAGCUCGAAUACUAUAGGUCGAUUUACACGGUCGACACAAUAGUCGAGGAUGAACAUGAAAAUAGUGAUGAUUCAAAUGAAGAACACCAUGAAUAUAAUGGGAAUCAUUCCUUUAAAUCAAGAAUUUUAAAGGCAUCAAAAGAAAGCUACAGAUCUUUGAAUAAUCCAAAUUUAUGUUUAGAAUUUGAAGAUGAAAAACACUACAUUCAGCUAUGUUUGAAGAGCUUAGAGGAUAAGAUCAGCAAAAUAUUCACUAAUGGACAACAAGAAGGGGAAGAGAGCAUUGAAGAGAAUGGCUCAUCCAGGCACAUAGAACAAAGCAACUGUAAUGGAACAGCUACACCAGAAGGAGAGCUGGUUGAUGUUGAUAAGAAUGGUCAUUUUGGCUGUGAAGAAAGCUUAUAUGAGGUGAAAGAUCCGAUAAGUUGUGCAAAUAAACUAGAGGAGGUUGACUUCCUUGCUCUUGAACAUAAGAUUUCAGAGCUUACUGGCAGGUUGGAAGCACUACAAGCUGAUCAUGAUUUUCUUGAACACUCUCUUAAUUCUCUUCGAUACGGCGAGGAGGGGCUGCAAUUUGCUCGGAAUAUCGUUAAUCAGCUACAAGAAUUGUGUAAAAUCGGCAUUCGGCUCGAUCGUCGACCUCGCUCCAAAGUUCAUGCAGCAUGAUAUGAUAUACACAACUUUUAGGGGAAGAAGGUAUCUUAAAAUGGGUAUCAGCCAUCAGUUUGAAGCAUGGUUCAUUCCUUUUUGUUGGGCUGCAAUGAAUGAGGUUGAGCAUGGCCAUAGCAGAGAGGGUUCAGAGUAGAGGAAAAAUGAUGUGUUAGUACAAAAUUGUACCAUCAAAUCAACCAUGGAAGCUGAGUCUUCCAUCUUUUUAGCUUUUCAUUUUUGUGAGGGUCAGUUCGAGUUUUACAUGACAAGGAGCUCAUGAUUCUUGUACCUCUA
Molecule: messenger RNA, 2877 nt
Organism: Cucurbita pepo subsp. pepo (vegetable marrow)
Lineage: Eukaryota; Viridiplantae; Streptophyta; Magnoliopsida; Cucurbitales; Cucurbitaceae
Molecular function (GO): myosin binding
Source: RefSeq, a predicted model, not a curated record